This is a messenger RNA of Fonsecaea erecta, 4716 nucleotides long. RefSeq lists its product as hypothetical. The record is from RefSeq and is a predicted model, not a curated record. The coding region runs from base 1 to 4716 and encodes 1571 amino acids. Lineage: Eukaryota; Fungi; Ascomycota; Eurotiomycetes; Chaetothyriales; Herpotrichiellaceae. The transcript has 3 exons.
AUGGAUGAGACCACUGGACCCGAACCGCGAGUCUCUCGCGAAUCCGAUGCUGGAUCCUCGACUCCUCCAACACAGGCCGUUGUCCCAAGGCUGAGUAUCACGUAUCGAGAGCCCGUGCCGAGUUCAACCAAUGAAGAAGAAUACAAAAAGUUCAAGGAAUUCGUCUUUGGGUCUUCGGAUCCUUGGGUUCCGACGGAUCCGUUGCGACAGCACGACUAUGUCGCACUUCCCGACGUGGCUCAUCAAACACAAGAAGACACGUCUGCAUCAUAUGGGCAUGAUGGCACAACUGCAAGCGUCGAUUCCCAUGGCCUUCUCACACAAAUUAGCCGCUAUCUAGGAGCCGGCCGCUCCGGCUUCUUCACUCUGGAUACAAAAGCAACCCCUCCACCGUACCAGGUGCAAGAACGUGCAAAACGACUCAUCGACCCGAGCGAAAACGACGAUUCGAUCGGAGCCAUAUUUGAGGACUCCUCUCCUCAACUGAAUGAUAUGUUUAAUGACGCAUGGAAGCUCGAUUUUACCCAUGAUCGAUGGCCUCGAUAUACUCAUCAGCUCGACGACGGCCUUUCUGUUACGUGUCAACACUAUGUCUCGAACGGUAUCGUUUUCGUUCGAACACGCUUUCAUGUGAACAAGGUGUUGGAGACAAAUGCGCCGUUAUUCUCUGGCCUCAAGCUUCGGCCAGAUGAGUAUCACAUACGAGAACUAGAUUUUCUCAACACGUCAAGCACUUUCAACAUUAGCUCCCAACAGCAGUCGCAUGAGCCUGGUCCGAACCAGUGCAGUGUGAUCUUGAUCAACAAUGGCUUCGAGCCUGGUGAUCCCAGCGAAGCAGGCGAUGAGUAUCUGAACGCCGUUUGCUUGAUCUUUGCCAUUUCUGUGAACGGCAAGGUGCGAGAGCUCGAAAAAUCCCAAGACUGGUACGGCGAUUGUUAUCGGGUGAAAAGCAGCGGGGAAGAUAAUUUCACGGUCACUCCAGCACAUCCGGUGGAGAUAGUAGAGGCGUACAGACUGCAACUGGUGCCGAGGGAGGCUGAUUGGAAAGAUUGUGUCAUCUCUCAGGCAGAUUUCCUUGGAAUCCACGACGCCUUCACCACGAACCUCUUUCGGAAAUUGCCGUUCUCGCGUGAUUCACACCUCGACUUCAUCUUGCGCAGGAAUCUGGAACACAUUCUUUCAGUAUGCAGCAUUCCAGUACCAGUAACACGACCACAGUCCGAAGGCGAGAAAGUUGACCCUCCUCCAGCGGAAAUAGCAGAACAUGGACAAGGGACCCGCAACAAGAAUUACGACGUCGCUUUAACAUGCGGGGACCUCUCCGGACAUCGGAUUGUCACAUCAGCCAGCUACUUUGCAUUCAAAUUUUUGCUGGCGAUGUUGACGUAUCUCAGAGCUGGUGACUUUGAGAAAGAACAUUUCCAGCCGUGUCAAUGCAACAGCGCGGAAAGAUUAGCCUGUGGAUUUGAGAUGCGCAGGCGUCUAUCCACAAGGAUCGAGGAUACUUGCAGGGCUCACGUGGCUUGGAUAGGACAAGCCACAUUCGCUGAUGGACGUUUCAAAACUCACUAUUGGGCUUCUGGGCAGGAGAUGUCUUCUGACGAUGGUGUUAAUGCCCGGGACACGACACUAAUGCCCGAUGCAUCAAUCUCGACGUCGACUGAUAUGCCAUUCCAGAUCUUGACCGAUACACCAUUCCAGAUCCUCAAGCUUUCCGAUUUUGCUGCUAUUUUUGACGAUGACGACAAGGCUCUCGUCCGGUCGUACUUGCUUCACUGUGUACGUCCUUGGAUACGACAUUUGGACCAGAAAAACAAACGAGGGUUUUUUGCCUUCUCUCGCACGACAGACACCCCACGUGAAGGUUACCACAACUACCGCUUAGAGGAUCAUGUUUGGAUCUGGAGUGCGCUACAAGUCGUCGAUCAGCUUGGCUUGGGUCGGGAGCUAAAGAAGGAAAGGAAGCAGAAAAAAGAGAGCAAGAAGAGUGAGAGGAAGCAAUCCAGGUCUCAAGUCGACUCGAUGAGCUUGGAGCAAGAGAGCUCGCAGCAGGAUAUCUUGAAGUGGGGUUACUCUCCUGCAGAGUUUCGACGAAAUGUUCUCAGAAGAUUCACUGUCCAGAACCGUGCCGCUAGACAGCGCAUGCUCGCUGUUGCACGUUGUUGGUCAGAGAGUCGGUUUCUACUCCGGACCAGAGAUACUGCCUUCUUCCAUGACACGAAGCCGGCGUUCUUCGACCGGACGGAUGAUCUCUGGAAGGCUACAAUCAAUGCACAGAAAUAUCACGAGGAAAAUCAAGACGCCACUUGGGACAGUCCCUUGCGCUACGCAUUAGCACUGCUAAUGGCGAGCAAAGGCCUCCAGAUCAACGGCAGAUCACCCCAAGAUAUGCUGAAGACCGCCAAAAAAGUUCUAUUUCAGAGUUCGUCUGCCAGUGGUAUGCUGCCGGGGCAAUUGAACAUGGAAACGAAGGACCCCGAAAUCUUUCAGGUCAAGUCCCGGAGAGACUUCUACUGGCAUACCUGCUUCGAAACUCCAUACAUCCUCUGGAAAGUCCGCUCAACUCUCGAGUGCGAAGCGAUUUCUACACAAACCGUCGCUGAUGACUCGGGCGAGCCUCACGCCGUUAUGCCCCAACUGGCCAAAGGAUCACCUUCACAUCACCUGCACCUAGAAAUGAAAAAGUCGAUGCCUCACAACGAUCUCAUAGACCAGCAAAGUAUUGUGGAAAUUUCAGAUGAGUGGUUAUACAAUCCCCCACCCUUCCUGGACUUUAAGCCUAACAUGACGGGCAUAAGAGACUUUUUCCAAUACUUCGCUAACGACGGGAUUUUCGAAUCUCUCCUUGAGUUAUUCUAUGACCUUGAACCUCGAUCUCUACUCCGCAGGGGAACUUUCUCGUUCAUGGACGCCAAGGGACAUAACCUGGAAGGGGCCAUAAUCGAUGUUCCCAAGAGCAAGCAUAUGGCCGGUGAUCCCAAUGUGGCGAUUGCUGGAAAUCCACUUGACAAGAUUGAACUUUUGACCAGCCACGGUAUGUACGGCAGACUGGAUAAGUUGAGGACCGCCGAAGAAGCCAAAAAAAGACUGAUCUGGUCUUUCAAGGCGAAUCCUGACCUGGGUCUACUCUGCGCGAUGGCGUCGCCCGGGGCCGAGGCAGCAUUCAUUGCAUCCUUCUUCGACCGACACUUUCACCGAGAGAAAUAUUUCACCGAUGACACAACAGCCGCUUUGAAUGCCUGGACGACUGAAUUUCAUUUAUCUUCUUACCAGCUGGUGGAUGAAAAUGAUGGAAUCACCGAUUUGAAGUUUUUGGGUGGCCAAAAAUGGAUCCGGAGGGCAGGAACGGGCUUCCGCAUCGUGGGCGACUUCUUUGACCGCUUCUGGACCUGUCACGUCCUUGAAUACGAGCCGAAGGAUUAUGUCGGAGACGCUCAGGUCAAGGCACAUCACCCUGACAAAUUACAGCAAUGCUUCGACACACUGAUCAAAAAUCGAAUCCCGGAAAUGGAGCGGGGCCGAAACCCCUGGCGUCAGCGAAAGGUCCUGGAGCUCAUCCUUUUUGAUCGAAUGCUGGAAAAGAUCAUCGGGAGAUAUAAAGAGUUGCUUCAGCAUGUGGACGGAGAGCUGAGGGAUCUCCUGUCGGAUGAGGAGGAGAACGGCGACAGCUCUCCGGUUGUUCACUCGGAUGUCUUGUCCAUCUCCAAUGCCAUCUUCUCGCAAGAGAUGGACAGCUACGCUUACCUCGAGUUCCGGAAAAAGUGGCCUCCGUUCCAGUACACCCUUCAAAUCAUGGAGGAAGAUCUGAAGGAAACACUCGACACCGUGGGCUUGUGGAAGACUCGGGAACGCGACCGGGAACCCGAACGGCCGCGCUGGACGAUCAACGACGAGGCCAAGUACCGCUCCGUGAUUACGAAGAUGACGACCGCCAACAACCACAAGAUUCGGGACCUUGAGCGGUAUCACUCCAAGAUCCAGUCCCUCCGGGAGUCCCUCGCCAGCCGGCUGGGGUCGACCCGUGACGACUUGAGUUUCCAGAGCGCCGAGAACGUCCGCUACUUCACGUACAUUACCGUAGUGUUCCUCCCGCUAGGAUUCGGCGCGGCGACGAUGAGCACGAGCGGGCUGCCGAGCCGCAAGAUGGUCUUGGACAUGUUCGUAGCUGCGGUUAUUAUCUUCAUUCCGACGCUCCUUGCAUUGGCAUACGGACCCACGGUGUUUGACGAGAUCCUGAGGCCCAUGUUCAGGGCCAUUCGCGACUACAAACACAAGCAUUGGCCCCCUUGGAAGACGAGUGAUCUUCCGCCAAAGAAGCAGGCUGGAAAGAAGGGCGGCGGUCAGUUGCACUCGCCUCCCGGAUCAUCAUCUUCUGGAGGGGAAAAUCCGAAUAAAAUUAAUUCUUCGUCAUCACUGUCACCACCACCACCACCACCACCACCACCAUCAAAAGCCGCCGGUGGGAAGACAGGAACAGUGCUGCAGCUAAAUGCGUCGCUUCCUGAUACCAACAACACUAUGACUGCUGCCGCCGCUGCCACUGCCGAAAGCGGCGCCGGCCCACCACCUCGGAGGUGGAACUUGUUCGCUCGGGACAUCAAAGAAAUGAUAUCGAAAAAGAGAAGAGAAGGCCACCACCACAAGAAGAGCGGCGACGCCCAGAGUGAACUGGAAGCUGGGAAUUUAUUGGAUGGUCGGCCGGGGAAAUUAUCGUGA